AACACAGAUCAUUUUCUUUCACUAAACUUCCAAGUGAUCAGUUGAAAUGCGAAACAUUCUUGAUCUGCAUGGGUCUAGUGGGCACAAUGGUUUAAAAGCUCAUAGAUUCACAUUUAAGAAUACUGUGAACAGAGAGAUGAGAGAUCUGCUGAAGCAUCAACUCGUGGUUUGUAUGGAGCCCCUGGUUAGAAAAAUGGUCGGAGAGGCGCUUGAUCAUCGUCUUAGUCAACGACCUUAUCUCUUUUCGUCGUGGUCCCAAACCGAACGCUCACGUUCGGAAACGCCGUCGUCGCGUUCAUGUCUCAAGCUGCGAUUCAUAAACUCGCCGCCGUCUCCCAUAUUCAUGGGAGCCAAGAUCGAAACCAAGGACGGUUCUCCUGUAGCGAUCGAGCUCGUGGACGCAGCCACGAACGCUCGAGUCGUUUCGGGACCGCUCUCAUCUUCUCGUGUGGAGAUCGUGCCGCUUAAAGCUCACUUCACGGAGGAAAGCUGGACCGUUGACGAGUUCAAACGCUAUAUUGAGAAGCAGCGUGAAGGCAAACCUCCGUUACUCACCGGAGAUGUAACUGUCACGCUUGAAAACGGAGUCGGAGUGAUAGCCGGAGACGUCUCGUUCUCGGAUAACUCGAGUUGGACUAGGAGUCAGAAGUUCCGGUUAGGUGCUAGGUUAACCGGGGGUGGAGCCGUGGAGGCAAGGAGUGAAGCCUUUAGAUGUAAAGACCAACGUGGAGAAUCUUAUAGAAAACAUUACCCUCCGUCUCCCAGUGACGAGGUUUGGAGACUGAAGAACAUAGCUAAAGGUGGCGUUUCGGCAAAGCGUUUGGCUGAGCAGAAGAUUUAUACCGUCAAGGAUUUACUCCGUUGGUAUGCCGUAUGUCCAAAUGAGUUAUACAACAUACUUGGUAGAGAGACAAAGUCAGGAAGGAUCUCAAAGAGAAAAUGGGAAGCAAUUGUAUCCCACGCCAUGCAAUGCGUUUUGGACGAAACAGAGCGUUACAUCUACAACGCAAACGCUCUUGAUGGAUCGCUUAUUUUCAACUCUGUCUAUGAAGUGAUCAAAGUGUCAUUAAGUGAUGGCACGUUUCGAAACCCUGAUGAGAUACCAACCUAUCAGCUGGACAAGUUGAAGAAAGAAGCUUAUAGAGACCUUACCCUCUUACAGACCUUUGUGGAACAUCCACAAAGAUCCUUGCACUGCACGCCAAAUCCCGGAUUUGGCAUCGCAUGUCCUGAGUUGCAGCACAACAACUUUCAAGGAACUUCGGAUCCAUCAGGCUCUAUGAGUUCUCUUUACUUGACAGCUGCAAACUCCACCAUCCAACCAGAGAUGCUAAUGAGUUGUGAGAACUCACCAGACAUGACGUUUCAUAUCGACCGGAAUUUAUUACAGAGAAACAGCUUCAGGAUAAGUGAACACGAACACGACCACGAUGCACAAACUUUAGCCACGAGAGGGUAUAUCGAGAAUGAAGAGGAUGAUCAUGAGAACACUUUUACUUAUCAUCACGGCAUGUCCUCGAACUUGUCAACUGGUGCGGCGGAUUGGGAACAACAAAUCUAUAAUAGUUUGUCUGUUAGCGUGUUUGGCACGGAAGAAGCUGGAACGUUUAAUAUUCGUUUUACAAAUACUGCGGGGUCUCCAAGAGCCAGGUGGUGUAAGGUUAAGGCAGCUUUCAAGAUUCGAGAAGUCUGGAAACAGGCAGCUGCCAGAAACCGAAGGAAGGCUUGCCUAGCGUACUAGAUUCACUAGUUUCGAUUCUUACGGUGCACGAAAGAUGCAUAUAUAUAUAUUGCGUGUGUGUGUGUAUUUUUUUUCUUCUGGCUAAUGGCUGUUCCAAACGGCUUUUAUCGAUCCCAGCUCAUGUUUGAUACACCUGUCAGAUAUAAAAGGCUAUACAUAACGAAUAAGUUACAUCAUACAUGUUUAUAUUUUGUUAUUUGUUUUUCCAUCAGUUGUAAUGCUUUUAUAGCAAAGGGCUUGUAUUUGACUCAAUGGUUUCUUGUAAAUGCACGAAACCUAUUUAUAG
Messenger RNA from Brassica oleracea var. oleracea, 2027 nucleotides. RefSeq names its product calmodulin-binding protein 60 G-like. Gene Ontology annotation, biological process: regulation of salicylic acid biosynthetic process. The transcript has 6 exons. The record is from RefSeq and is a predicted model, not a curated record. The coding region runs from base 47 to 1741 and encodes 564 amino acids. Lineage: Eukaryota; Viridiplantae; Streptophyta; Magnoliopsida; Brassicales; Brassicaceae. Gene Ontology annotation, cellular component: nucleus. Gene Ontology annotation, molecular function: DNA-binding transcription factor activity; calmodulin binding; sequence-specific DNA binding.